Molecule: messenger RNA, 2412 nt
Organism: Mustela erminea (ermine)
Lineage: Eukaryota; Metazoa; Chordata; Mammalia; Carnivora; Mustelidae
Gene: YARS1
Product: tyrosyl-tRNA synthetase 1
Exons: 13
Coding region: 276-1697 (473 amino acids)
Biological process (GO): tyrosyl-tRNA aminoacylation
Molecular function (GO): tyrosine-tRNA ligase activity; tRNA binding; ATP binding
Source: RefSeq, a predicted model, not a curated record
GGAAGCGGCGCGGUGCCGGGCUGAGCGCGGGAGAUAGGGGCGACGGAGCCAUGGGGGACGCUCCGAGCCCUGAAGAGAAGCUGCACCUUAUCACCCGGAACCUGCAGGGUAAAGGAUGAGCAAGGUGGGGCACCAGCAUUAAACCAGCUCUUCUGCUUCCACAACAGGAGGUUCUGGGGGAAGAGAAGCUGAAGGAGAUACUCAAGGAGCGGGAACUUAAAGUUUACUGGGGAACAGCAACCACAGGCAAGCCACAUGUGGCUUACUUCGUGCCUAUGUCUAAGAUUGCAGACUUCCUAAAAGCAGGAUGCGAGGUAACGAUUCUGUUUGCGGACCUUCACGCAUACCUGGAUAACAUGAAAGCUCCAUGGGAACUUCUAGAACUCCGAACCAGCUACUAUGAGAAUGUGAUCAAGGCAAUGCUAGAGAGCAUUGGUGUACCCUUAGAAAAGCUCAAGUUCGUCAAAGGCACUGAUUACCAGCUCAGCAAAGAGUACACACUAGAUGUGUACAGGCUCUCGUCCGUGGUCACACAGCACGAUGCCAAGAAAGCUGGGGCUGAGGUGGUAAAGCAGGUGGAGCACCCUUUGCUGAGUGGUCUGCUGUACCCCGGAUUACAGGCCUUGGAUGAAGAGUAUUUGAAAGUAGAUGCCCAGUUUGGAGGUGUUGAUCAGAGGAAGAUUUUCACCUUUGCGGAGAAGUACCUCCCUGCACUCGGCUACUCAAAACGGGUCCAUCUGAUGAAUCCCAUGGUUCCAGGAUUAACCGGCAGUAAAAUGAGCUCCUCAGAAGAGGAGUCCAAGAUUGAUCUUCUUGACCGGAAGGAAGAUGUGAAGAAAAAACUAAAGAAGGCCUUCUGUGAGCCAGGGAAUGUGGAGAACAAUGGGGUUCUGUCCUUCAUCAAGCAUGUCCUCUUUCCCCUCAAGUCCGAGUUUGUGAUCCUUCGAGAUGAGAAAUGGGGUGGGAACAAAACCUAUACUUCUUACUCGGACCUGGAAAAGGACUUCGCUGACGAGGUUGUACAUCCUGGAGACCUGAAGAAUUCUGUGGAGGUCGCCCUGAACAAGUUGCUGGAUCCUAUCCGGGAAAAGUUUAACACCCCUGCCCUGAAGAAACUGACCAGCGCUGCCUACCCAGAGCCCUCCAAGCAGAAGCCAGUUGCCAAAGGCCCUGCCAAGAAUUCAGAACCAGAGGAGGUCAUCCCGUCCCGGCUGGAUAUCCGCGUGGGGAAAAUCAUUAGCGUGGAGAAGCACCCGGAUGCAGACAGCCUGUAUGUGGAGAAGAUUGAUGUGGGGGAAGCCGAGCCUCGGACUGUGGUGAGCGGCCUGGUGCAGUUCGUGCCCGAGGAAGAGCUGCGGGACCGGCUGGUGGUGGUCCUGUGCAACCUGAAGCCCCAGAAGAUGAGAGGCAUUGAGUCCCAAGGCAUGCUUCUGUGCGCCUCCACAGAGGGGGUGACCCGCCAGGUGGAGCCUCUGGACCCUCCUGCAGGCUCUGCUCCCGGUGAGCGAGUGUUCGUGAAGGGCUAUGAGAAGGGCCAGCCAGAUGAAGAGCUUAAGCCCAAGAAGAAAGUCUUCGAGAAGUUGCAGGCUGACUUUAAAACCUCUGAGGACUGCAUCGCACAGUGGAAGCAAACCAACUUCAUGACCAAGCUGGGGUGUGUCUCCUGUAAAUCGUUGAAAGGGGGGAACAUCAGCUAGCUACCCCAGCAUCCUGCUCCCUUCUCCCAUCUCCCCAAGUCAUCUGCUGUCUCAGUUUGCUCUGUCCUAUGCCCAUUUACCCAUCUCCCAGGACACCAAAGCAGGAAGUUGGGGACGUUAUCAGGGGUGGAACUCAGUAAGCCGGAGCUCAGCCUCCCCAGAAUCCAGAACCAUCCUGUUCCAACUGCCCUGAGCUCCAGGGUGGUAAUGUGGGCGGGGUGGCCAUGGGGAAUCUACACUCUACCUUCUUUCCCUGGCAGCUGACUGGAGAAAUCUGGUUUCAAUAGAACUCAUACAAAAAGUUUAUGCCACAGUCCUUCUAAUUGGAAAAAUAUUGGUUCCCGUGUUUUCCUAGAGUUUUCCCAGCAGCUGUGCCUCGGUCUGGGAUCUGGUGCCUGAACUGGGCUAAUUACAACCUUUCCCCAACAGGAAAUUGUGGGAUCUGAAAAGGAAAGGGAGGGGAAAACAGAGAACCUAGCGGUCUACCAAGCAGUGGGCAGCCUUCCCCAGUGCCUGGCAACCCUGAGGCCCGGCCCCAUUUCUUUCCCUUGAUCCUGCUGGGUUGAGACAUUCCCUAAACCCGCUGUGUGUUAAUAUCAGAAGUAAGGCAGAUGGCACAGCCUGAAUCUUGGUUCAGAGCGAGGGGUACUUCUUCAUAAGGCAUCAGGAUCAGAAUCAUUGUCAUUGUCAUGAAUUCAAAUAAACAGUCCGAACA